AUGAAUGCAGAAAAAUUACAAAAAUUGGAGCCUAUGGAAAUUCCAAGCUGCGUGCAAAACUAUACUAAUGAGUAUAGGAUCCAGCAAAGAACCCUAGGUCCACAAAUAGCACAACAAAAACAAAACAACGAGGCGGAUUCGUUUUCACAGAAUCCAAGGCCUGUUUUCACUGGGUCUGUCAGUCAGUGGGUCGGCUUUCGCACAACCCUGGCCUGUUUUCACUGGGCCGUCAAGUCUGAUCGGCUUUCGCACGACCAAGGGCCUGUUUUCACUGGGCCUGUCUGUCAGUCGGUCGGCUUUCGCACAAGCCUGGCUUGUUUUCACUGGGCCGUCGAGUCUGGUCGGCUUUCGCACAACCAACACAAAACAACAAGAGUCAGAACAACACUGGAAACAAAUUGUGUGACUUUAGUACGCGUGCGAAACUAUGCCAAUGAGCAUAGAGUCUCGUACUAA
Messenger RNA from Helobdella robusta, 456 nucleotides. RefSeq lists its product as hypothetical. The record is from RefSeq and is a predicted model, not a curated record. NCBI's taxonomy places the organism in Eukaryota, Metazoa, Annelida, Clitellata, Rhynchobdellida, Glossiphoniidae. The transcript has a single exon. The coding region runs from base 1 to 456 and encodes 151 amino acids.